Molecule: messenger RNA, 2043 nt
Organism: Acanthopagrus latus (yellowfin seabream)
Lineage: Eukaryota; Metazoa; Chordata; Actinopteri; Spariformes; Sparidae
Product: RNA-binding protein 4B-like
Exons: 4
Coding region: 256-1287 (343 amino acids)
Biological process (GO): mRNA splicing, via spliceosome
Cellular component (GO): nuclear speck
Molecular function (GO): mRNA binding
Source: RefSeq, a predicted model, not a curated record
CUCAGUUUGUUGUCAGUUUAUCAUGAUUUUACACACGUCUCCAAACGCAGCUACGCGCUGUAUCAAUAGUUGAACGGGGUUUUAUUUGGUUGAGUCACAUGAGGCAAAAUGGCUAACACCUGGAAGCUAAUGUUAGCUUGCUUCUAGCAGCUAUUCAAACGAGACAAGCCCGGCGAGCAGCUCACUGACCAGGAAGUGAAAACACGGAAACUUUUCCAGCUUCAGGUUUUUAAAAAGAACUACACUGGAGCAACAAUGGUGAAGAUUUUCAUUGGGAAUCUGUCUCAGCACGCUGGGAAGGAGGAAGUGGAAGCCCUGUUUGCUCAGUAUGGCACUGUGACAGAGUGUGCCAAGUACAAAAACUAUGCUUUUGUCCACAUGGAAGAUCGCAAGUCGGCCACCAAAGCCAUCCGUGAGCUCUGCAAUUAUAAGCUGAAUGGCAGGCCCAUCAACGUGGAGCCCAGCAGAGGGAAGAACAGCCAGGGACCUGUGAAGCUCCACAUAGCCAAUGUCGAAAAGGGCUUCGACAAAGAGCUCCGUGAGCUUUUUGAAGAGUACGGCACCGUCACGGAGUGUGCCAUUGUCAAGAACUUUGCCUUUGUGCACAUGCCCAAUUCAGAUGAGGCUAUGGAUGCCAUACAGGGCCUGGACAACACAGAGUUUCAAGGAAAGCGCAUCCAUGUUCAGAUCUCAAAAAGCAGACCCAGAGGGGCACCAGAGGAGGAGGACUAUCCUCCUCCACCUGGCAGAGGAGGCUAUUAUCCUCCUCCCUACCCAAUGGAUAGACCGGAGCCUCCCUACAGAGGCCGCAUGCCUGCGUACCCUCCCCCACCUCCGAUGCCUGCUCCCCCUAGACGAGCGCCCUACCCUGACCGUGGAUACGGUGAGCGUGCCAGCUAUGGGAUGGUUGAUUACUAUGAGAAAUACAGAACCCGCCUAGAUGGCCCGUCAGGCUAUGAUGACAGGCGUUCCAGCGCUAUCCCGCCACCGCCGCCUCCCCCCUCAGCGCUGCUUAGAGAACGCCUCGGAAUGGGGCAGCAUGACCCAUAUGAGCGCCGUAUGCCUCCCCCUCCACCUGCUCCCAUGAUGAGGGACCGCAGCCCCAUCAGACGAGCACAGGUUCCACCUGCCCCGUCAGCUGGUAAUGGGUAUGGAUACGAGCGGUCCCGGCUCUCCCCGGUGUCCAGACCUCCGAUGUAUGCAGCCCCUCGUCCCAGGGACACCUACACAGACAGAGUGCCUUUGCCACCACCACCACCACCACCCCCCCGAUAUGCAGGCUAUUAGGUCUGCGAGAGUGUAAUACAAGGUUUAGAAUAUGACAAGAUCGUCGUUGUCUGCUGAUGCACGUGGCGCUAUGCAUCCCCCCUCGUCUAUGGCGGAUUGCGUUGCGUUCGCCUGAGACUUACUGGAAGAUACUGUAUUGCGGACAGCCCCGUACUAAAAAAAAAACAACCGAUACCAUGUCUACAGUUCACGUAUUCUUCUGAGCUGUUCAUGCCUUUUUUUCCCCCUUCUGCUUGUUUUACUGUUCAAAUCCUUCAACAUGGUUUUGCAGAAAAGGAUGCUGGUUUAGGUGCUUAGUCUCUUUCAGUGUGACGCAGUGCUGUUAAUGGCCAUAUACACUCUGCUCUUCAGUCCUUUUUUUUUUUUUUUAAAUGGAUACGGCCUCUGGGAAACUGACAUAAUUUCAUAACAAGGGAAAUCAUGUAAUGAAAUUAUAUGUAGUCUUUGUACACAAAAUUUGUUGACACUAAGGUUGUUGGUUGAUGAAGAAAUGCUCAUCAAAGUAAGUUUAAAAGAUUUUUAGUGUCGAGGCUUUAAUAUAAUACUUGGUGUAGAAGGUUGUACAGUAAUCUGAGAUUUGCGACAUAUGUUAGCAUGACAAAUCAAAAGUUCCAGUGUGGUUUUGUUCUUUUUACUCUUUGUGUUAUCUUUUCUUGCGGAAAUAGAAUCCAUAGCUGCACCGUUAUGUAUGAUUUUAUUUACCCUACCAGUUGCUUUUCAUUUGAAGGCUUUUUAAUAAAAAAAAUCAAACCAACA